Messenger RNA from Emericellopsis cladophorae, 1029 nucleotides. RefSeq lists its product as uncharacterized. NCBI's taxonomy places the organism in Eukaryota, Fungi, Ascomycota, Sordariomycetes, Hypocreales, Bionectriaceae. Gene Ontology annotation, cellular component: ubiquitin ligase complex; cytoplasm. Bases 1 to 1029 code for a protein of 342 amino acids. Gene Ontology annotation, biological process: ubiquitin-dependent protein catabolic process; protein polyubiquitination; positive regulation of proteasomal ubiquitin-dependent protein catabolic process. The transcript has 3 exons. The record is from RefSeq and is a predicted model, not a curated record. Gene Ontology annotation, molecular function: zinc ion binding; ubiquitin protein ligase activity; ubiquitin conjugating enzyme binding.
AUGUCGGACGCCAACGUCAGCGCGCGGAAACGAAACCAUCGGCACGACGACGCCAUAGACGUGGCACCAGAGGAGCUGAUUUACCAACUCCUCCUGCAAGACGUGGAGGACUUCGGGGAAUCCUUGAAAGGCAAGCAACAUGAGGGGCAAACUACUGACUUUGAAGUGGCCCUCAGUGUCUACCAGGACAACAUCCUCGCUGCCAGUGAUCAGAAGAUGGCCGCUAGCAUUGCCGAGGCUUUACAAUCUGACGAUACUUUGAUCCAGGCACACGAGGCCAUGGAGCUCCAGACCAGAUAUGACAGAGCCGUCGCGCUUUACAUGGAUAGCCACCCAGCUGACGAUGUCGGCGCUGCUCCUAGCAAGAUCCCGCAGUCCACGCCAGAACCCACAGUCGACGAACACCUCCUUCGCACACUCGAAAGCCUCAACAUCUUCAGCGACGCAUCGGCGGGCGGCGUAUCUUCCUCGUGGGCAGCGAGCCGUGAUCCCUCACGUGGACCCGACCGGGGGCCCAUCGAGGUGCAGACGUGCAUUAGCUGCACAGACACUGCUCCCGUCUCUGUCAUGUACAAGGCCAAGGAGGCGGAGUCCGGGACGACAGACCGCACGUACUGCCACAAACCUCGUUGCUCCAACUUUGUGCCGCCUCAGUUCAUCAAGGGUGACGAGGCUAUCUGCGUCAAGUGUGGUUCCAAGACGUGCACGCUUUGUAAAAAGGCGGACCAUACGGGAGAAUCAUGUCCUCCUGACGAGAAUAUCGCCAUGUUCAAGGAGCUGGCUGAGAAGCAGGGCUGGCAGCAACGUGAGAAGUGCAAUCGAACGGUCAAGCUGGCAAGCGGUUGCUACCACAUGACCUGUGUCUGCAAACACCAAUUCUGCUAUGUUUGCGGCGUCGAGUGGAAGAAGUGCCCCUGUCAUCAGUGGGACGAGCAGGCUCUCCUCGGUCGCGCUGAGGAGGUUGUCAAUCGUGAACGGGCCAUCAGACGUCUGACCAUUGUGGAGCAGCGAAGACUUAUCGUGGAAUAA